AAUGGCGUCUUCUUCCUUGGGGUGAGACAUGGAGGCGCCCAUUCCUCCUCCGGCUGCCGCCGGGGAGACGAGCAACAACGGCAGGCGGAAGAGGCGGCGGCAGGCGAGGGAUGUGCUCCUGGAGGAAGCCAUCGACGAGGCUGGGAGCCGGCUGGCGGGCCGAGGUAAGAGCAUCCGAGCCCUCCGGCAGCAGGCCAAGAACCGGAGCUACGACGAGACUCUCAUCGACCAGAUGUUUGAGAAGCAGCUGGGAGCGCUCAGGAAGAAGAAGCGGCCCGUGGACGUGGACAAAGAGGUGGAUGUGGAGGCGAUGAUUGGAGCUGCAAUAGGCUUCCCCAGGGAGUCGCUGACGGAGGAGGAGAUUGAGGCGGGCGUGGUGGCGACGCUGGGUGGCGAGGAGCAGGCCAACUACGUGAUUGUGCGCAACCACAUCCUUGCGCGCUGGCGGGACAAUGUCAACGCGUGGCUGAGCGAGCAGAGGGUGAUGGAGUCGAUCCGGAGCCAGCACAAGAGCCUCGUCUCCGCGGCCUACACCUUCCUGCUGUCGUAUGGCUACAUCAACUUCGGGGUGGCUCCGGCCAUGCGGGCCGCCAUCCCUGCCGAGGCCACCAGGUGCUCCGUCGUCAUCGUCGGCGCGGGCCUCGCCGGCCUGGCUGCGGCCCGCCAGCUUCGAGCCUUCGGUCACAAGGUGGUGGUGGUGGAAGGCAGGCACCGACCCGGGGGCAGGGUGUACACCAAGAGGAUGGAAGGCGGAGGCCAGGUUGCGGCGGCGGACCUGGGUGGCAGCGUCGUCACCGGCAUGCAUGGCAACCCGCUCGGGGUGAUUGCAAGGCAGCUGGGCCUCCCCCUUCACAAGAUUCGCGACAAGUGCCCGCUCUACCAGCCCGGCGGUGCUCCCGUCAACGAGGAUGCCGACCUCAAGGUGGAAGGCCAGUUCAACAAGCUGCUGGACCUGGCCAGCAAGUGGAGGGAAGAGAUGGACAAGGUGUCGGACAGCAUUGCGCUGGGGACGACGCUGGAGCACCUGAGGCACCAGGGGGACGUGGCCCGUGACCCGCAGGAGAGGCAGCUCUUUGACUGGCACCUUGCCAACCUUGAGUACGCCAACGCCGGGCUGCUCUCCAAUCUCUCGCUCGCCUACUGGGACCAGGACGAUCCGUAUGAGAUGGGUGGCGACCACUGCUUCGUGCCGGGUGGGAACGUGAGGCUGGUUGCGGCCCUUGCGGAAGACGUGCCCGUGUUCUACGGCAAGACCGUCCACACCAUCCGCUACGGCAGCAGUGGCGUCCAAGUCCUCACCGCGGACCAGAUCUUCGAGGCGGACAUGGCCCUGUGCACCGUGCCUUUGGGAGUGCUCAAGAAGAGGUCCGUCACCUUUGAGCCGGAGCUCCCUCCCAGGAAGUACGACGCGGUGGACAGGCUCGGCUUCGGUCUGCUGAACAAGGUGGCCAUGCUCUUCCCUGUUGCCUUCUGGGGAUCCGAGCUCGACACUUUCGGGCAGCUGACCGACACGCCUGCCAGGAGGGGCGAGUUUUUCCUCUUCUACAGCUACGCGGCUGUGUCUGGUGGCCCUCUUCUCAUUGCCCUGGUGGCUGGCGAGGCUGCAAUCAACUUCGAGCGAAUGCCGCCCCUGGAAGCUAUCCAGCGUGUUCUGGGAGUGCUUCGAGGUAUCUAUCAACCCCGCGGGGUGGUGGUUCCGGAUCCGAUUCAGACGGUGUGCACGCGCUGGGGGAGCGAUCCUCUUUGCUUCGGGUCAUACUCCAACGUAGCCGUGGGUGCGUCCGGGGAAGACUACGACAUACUGGCGGAGAGCGUCGGAGGCCGCUUAUUUUUCGCAGGUGAAGCCACUACCCGACGCUACCCAGCCACCAUGCAUGGAGCCUUUCUGAGUGGCUUGAGGGAAGCUGGUAACAUUGCAGCUCAGGCUGCGGCCAGGGGCUCACCAGUCCAGGUGCCACGCAAGGACAUCCAAUCGUAUGCCACGGUGUUGUCGGACAUCUUCAGGGAGCCCGACGUCGACUUCGGCAACUUUGCGGUGGUGUACGAUCCCAGCUCGCAGGAUCCGAGCUCUUGCGCUUUGCUGCGGGUGGUGAUUGGAAACAAAACCAAGGCGAGGCCGGGAGAUAGCACGGAGCAGCCCAAGCCGCAACCCCCGCCGCUCCACCUCUACACCAUGAUCACGCGUCAGCAGGCGCUGGAGCUGCGGGAAGUUCGCGGGGGUGACAAAAAGCGACUCCUCUACCUAUGCAGCAGGGUAGGCGUCAAGCUGGUGGGGAGAAGGGGCCUUGGCAGCCGGGGGGACGCCAUCAUCGCUGCGCUCAAGUGGUCUCGCUCCACCAAGGAUCCAGCAGCGGCGCAGGUGGCGGCUAAUGGUAGCAAAACAACUUCCACCACCCCAGCAGCAGCAUCAGGAACAGCAGCAGCAGCAGCACCAGCCAAUGGAAGCUGACGGAGUUGCGUUUCGUUCAACCGAGCCACGAAAUUUUGGUGGCUUGUAAUACACCAUAGACAGCGUGAGUGCAAUAAAAAUGAAAUUCUUUUUUGGA
This is a messenger RNA of Selaginella moellendorffii, 2546 nucleotides long. Its product is annotated as protein FLOWERING LOCUS D. Gene Ontology annotation, molecular function: oxidoreductase activity; protein binding. The transcript is spliced from 3 exons. NCBI's taxonomy places the organism in Eukaryota, Viridiplantae, Streptophyta, Lycopodiopsida, Selaginellales, Selaginellaceae. The record is from RefSeq and is a predicted model, not a curated record. Bases 29 to 2449 code for a protein of 806 amino acids.